CUUUGUUAAUCCCUAUCUCUUUCUACAUGUUUCACUUUUUCUACCUGUUGAUGCUCAUCUCUCUCUAUUUUUUCUCUGUCUGUCUUUCUCUAUAUUUCUCCCUAUCUUUCUUUCUCCAUCACAACUUCUCUUUCUUUAUCUGUUUAUUUCAACCCCUUUCUUUAACCUCUACUUAUUGCAUACUUUCUCUACUCCCAUAUGGUUCUCUGUCUGUCUCAACCUCUCUUUCCUUAUCUGUUCAUCCCCUUCUCUCUCUCUGUCAAUCCCAACCUCUCUUUCCUUACCUGUCUAUCCCCAUCUCCCUCGAUCAUACUUUUUUUUUUUACUUCCAUCUCUCUCUGUGUAUCCCAUUCUUUCUUCCUCUCUAUCUCAACCAUUUUCUUUAUCUGUAUUAAAAUAAAAUGUAUGUUUACAGCACUUUUUACAAAUGGUCUCGUCAUAAAGCAGCUAUACAGAAAUGUUAGCAGUGAUAGCAAUAAGGAGAAUCAGACAAAACUCUGAACACACAACACCGAACCCCCAGUGAGCGACAGAGACAUGGAAAAAGUCCCUCAGAGCUGGAGGAUGAAGAAACUUUGGGAUCAACCAAGGCUUUCAUACCUUAUACUAUCACCUGUACUAUCACACUUGCUAUCAAGGCUAAGUACUAUCAAGGCUUUUAAAUGCAUGUUAAAAAGUCACUAUAUAUCCACACGUCUAAUAUUUUGAGGUGAAUAGAUUCACCAGCAGUUGAAGCAGUUAAAAAAAGUCCUUGUUACAUUUUGUUUAAAUUUUGAUGUUAUUAUUAGCGGAGAGUGAGCAACUAGUCCGAGGCCAAUGGCAUAAACUGGGCGGUGGGCAGCUGAUCUAUAGUGGUAGGUGAAGGGGAAGCCUGACUUCCAAUGACUUCCAUCAGUCUGGCCAGACAGGUGACACCUUACUUUAUUAUACGUUCACUACUCCCAUCUCUCUCCCUCUGUCUAUCCUUAACUUCUCUUUCUUUAGCCGUUUUUUCUCCCUCUAUACUUUCUCUACUCCCAUCUCUCUAUCUAUCCUCAUACCUCUCCCUCCAUGCACUCUCUCUCUCUCACUAUAUGUACCUGUCUGUCCACCCCCAUUCCUUUCUCUCUUUCCCUCCUUCCUCGUUUGAUCUCGCUUCUCCUAUAGCUUUCAUGCGGCGCUGCCUGUUGCCCAAUCAUCACCGGGCAGCAAGUCCCGCCCACAGCAGCGCGUGCGCGGCCAAGUAUAAAUACAGCAGGAGCUUCACCGGCAUCUCUCGGUCGUGACAAAGCUCAGGGUUGCAGCACCCCAUCUCUUAUUUUUUCCCUUUCCAUCAUAACCAACACAACAGAAGAACGCCCAUCCCUCCAUCCGUCACUCAUUCAGUUUUUUCUCCUUUUCCCCCCAUCGUCGUGUUUGUUUUCCCCCUCUUUUUCUCCCCCAAAUUCAGCCGGUUUGCAUGCAUUGUUCGUCUCCAAAAAUGGUUUGCGAGACUAAAAUUGUUGCGGACGAGCACGAAUCCAUACCGGGGCCCGAGCGCGAGCCUCUCGCCGUCUCCGCCGCGCGCAUGUGGCCGCCCAGCCCCGGUAAGGGCGCGAGGCGCGAUCAGGUUUUCAUCCGCGACUUCCAGCGCGAGGACUACGCGGAGGUGCGGCGCAUUUUCAACGAGGGCAUAAUGGAACGGAUACCCAACUCGGCAUUCAGGGGGCUGAAGCAGCAGUCGCACACUCAGUUUUUAUACGCAGUACUCACAGUAAUGUGCUUUGUUAUGACCAAGUCCGUCACGCUGACAUGCUGCACGCCGUUCAUUCUAAUGGGAGCGCGCUAUUACUAUAGCAGGAAAGUCAUCUUCAACUACCUGGACUGUGCACUCCACACAGAUAUGGCUGAUAUUGAGGCGUACUACAUGAAACCAACAGGUUCUCGCUUCUGGGUGGCGGUUCUGGAAGGCCAGGUGGUGGGCAUUGUGGCGGCGCAGGGACGAGAAGAAGACAACACGGUGGAGCUGCGGCGCAUGUCCGUGGACUCCCGCUUCCGCGGGAAAGGCAUUGCGAAGGCGCUGGGAAGACGAGUGCUGGAGUUUGCCAUGCUAAACAACUACUCCGCCGUGGUUCUGGGAACGACAGCAGUCAAGAUGGCCGCCCACAAGCUGUACGAAUCGCUGGGUUUCCAGAAAGUGGAUGAGAGCGAGGACUACACCCUGCCCGGAAUGAGCCGCUCGUUCUUCGAGAGGCUCUUCUUCCAGAUCCGUUACAGCCGCUACCGACUACAGCUCCACGAAGAGUGAGAGAAUGUGAGAGUGAGCGGAAGCAUGUACAAAAGAGUGAACGUGAGAGCGCACGUGAGAGAGUAUGAACGCCGACAACAAAUCCUCAAAAACACCCAAACCCAACCCACUCCUUCUAAGCCAACUUAUUUAUUAUUAUUUUUUAAAAGGUCGUAAGUGUUCUUUCUACCACUACUUCUAUUUUCUUUUUUCAACUGCUUUGAAGUUUUUGGUCAUGCUGUUUUGUUCUAAUCUUUUUUUUUUUCACUUUUUUUUAUAUGUUUGGAAUUUACCUAAUGUUCUUUCUUUUCCACUUCAGUCAUUCUUCUCAUGUUUAUAAAAAGAAGUAUCUAUUACCAACUGAACCAGUUAGAUAUUUAUAUUGAAACUCCCCUAACCAAAUAUCCACACACCAAACCAAGGCAAUAGGUCGGUCUGUCAGACUCUCUUUUGCAUCCGUUGUAAGGGCUGAUCUGAUAGCUAGCAUGAAUUUUCUUAAGGAUAGAGAAACGAGUGGAGAGGUGUAGAGAAAUGCGGUGGAUUGAUACCACACAGGGUCAGUCCAUCAUUUUCGGUGUCACACCGCUCUUUUCGAUAUAGACAAAUAUGCAUCUGGAUUUCCAUAAAUCUGAAAGACUGGUCCAACAGUCAACCAAAUAGUACCUGACUGAAGCACAGCGUGUCUUUUUUUAUAUCUUAUGGACAGGAUGUAAAAUAAACUGUACUAUCGCCACUAUUUAAAGUUAAUUCAGACAAUUCUACUGUGAAGAAGCAAGAAGAGAUAAAACUAGGUAUAUUAUAAAAUAUAUAUAGAAAGCAUCUCUUACUUCCAUUAUUUAAUACCAGGCCAGUUCUUUACUUUUUGCAUUGGAGGUACAGUUCUGAUAUCAAACAUUUACAAACAUUGACCAUUUGAUCUAAAAGUACAAGAGUACAAUCUUAUUAAAAUAAAAAGGCUACACACCUAAACUUAAUUGAAAUUAGAAUUAAACCAACCUAAAAAAAUAAAGGAUGUUCAUUUGCAGUCAGUGAAAUCUGAUUUUUUUUACAUGUGAUUGUUACUGAAAUUUAAGUCAAUCAUUAAUUUUGAUCAUUUUUCCAUUGAAAAAAUGGCUAUAUGCUAAGGUUGUUUCUAAAGUUUCUAAUGUUGGAAUUAAGCAUAAAAUCUAAAGAUACAAAUGUUACUUUAAAUUAUAAAUUAAAAUUGGAACGAGAGCAAGUACAAAAAUUGGCUAGCUUGGGCGGUAAACUUAAAGCAAUAGUUUGGCUGAAUAAUAAAUAAAACUUAGCACAAAUUCUGGAAUUUUGGAAAGUGACUGCGUCAAUAAAUCUUUAUACUUUACCUACAUAUUUAAUAUGUAAUACGCAGAUAUAUGUGAACUAUUUGACUAUAUAUGACAGACAUACCUAAAAUCUCUCACCAUUUCCUAUCUCCUGUCUCAGUACCAGCAAUGGGAGAGAUACAAACCACAACAAGCCUCAUUUGUGACAUAUUCUUGUAUAGAGUUAAGAAUCUAAAUGUGAUUUAAAAAUAAGUAAUGUAGUGCAAAAAAUAACAAGAAAAAAACAACAAAAAAACAAUGAACCUUGCCAAGUUUCCCUGACUUCGUUCCCCAUUCCCAUCCAUUAAUCUGACUGCAACCCUGGGCCAGACCUCCCCACCUCCCCACAAACACCCAACACCUUAAUCCCCCACCCCACCCUCAAGACCCUCAGACUACCCCCUCUACUCCAUCUCUGCAUGUGCCACCGAGCCUUGUUGCGCUGUUUUUUCUCCAUUCGAGCUUGUACUAUCCCUAAAACUCCCUCUGUGAUGUCAUGGUCGCAAUGCAGAUCCCACGGCAGCCAUCAGCGCUUGUCGUGGACAGAUGAAGAGGGUGGAUCAGUACCUGACCACUUUUACAGUUUUCACGGCUUUAAGAGUUAAGAGUUAUUAUACACACCUCCACCGGCUCGCUGCUGCUUCGAUGACAUCACAGCCACCAAAAGUAGAAUGCAAAAGCAAUGCAAGUGUGUGGCAUGCCUCUGUACCUGGUUUGUGCGUACGGUGCCUGCCCUGGAAAAAGUAAACUCUUUUUAAAAAAAAAAAAAGAUGUAGAACAAGCUUCUUUUUUUAUUUUUAGCAAACAUAUAACAAUGUGUGUCUCUGUUAAAAGAAACUACUGUUUUGCAUGAAAAAUGACUUUGAAUGAAAAAUGUUUACGAAAAACAUGAUCUAUCAGAACUGAAGUCUUAGCAGUGGAUUUUUUUUUCUUUUUCUUUUUAUUUGUUUUAAUGUGGGAAAAAAAGGUUUCGCCUUGUUUUCAAGUUGCUGAGGUGAGGAAUAUCCUGUUUACUGUAAGAGGCCUGAGAAUUGUAUUCGAGUGAAUGCAGCAUUACGCUUGUAUUAGCCAAGAGGACGGGCGAUUCGAUCUGUCUGAUGAAACAAACUGCUUUAAGAGCCUCUCACUGUAAAAGCCAGGACGACUCACUUUACCUGUGUGAGUUGAAAUGAGUAGCAAAUAAUAUCUGAUUAAACUAGAUUAACUAACUUGCUGACUUCUUUAAAUUGGACAUCUUGCCAAGCCUCAUGAACAAAGAGUGUGACACCAAAUGUAACUGUAGAAGCCUGAAGAGACAACUCGCAAACUUUGCCAGAGUUAUUGGACUGUAUUACAUUUUAAAUGAAUGUUGCUGCCUAAAUCUAUACUUACCUUAAUGAAAGGUGCUACAUUUAAAAUUAAAUAAAAAGUUCUGAAAACAGUAUUCUUGAUUAAAUGGAGCCAAACAUGAGAGAAUAGAGUCUUUCAUGUGUUUUGUAGUAGGUAAAACCACAGCACUUUGGUCAUAUUUUUCAAAAUCUGACAUAAAAUCCAGCGUGGUUUGAAAAACAAAAUAGGUAUAGAAACAUGCCAAGAAUUUGUACGAUAUUAAAAAUGUCAUUAAAUGAAAAACGAACAAAAACAAAUCUAUUAUGUAGCUUCUUUACCAGAACGUAUCGAUAACUGGCAAACUCUGCAAAUACCAUUUGUAUAAAAAUUUAACAAAAAAAAGGCCUUACCUGAAUGAUUACAGCAUAUGCACUGUUCAAGAAGAAGAAGAAGAAGAAGAAGAGUUUAAGUGUAAAAUGCAGUCUACCAAGAGCACACUACAGUUACAAACAAACAGUAUUUUGAUCCAGUGCAUGUUUUUAUUUACACAGAAAAAUCCAAACGGCACAAGUGUGUCAAGUUAACAGUGCAUUCUGUUAACAGUAUACAUUUCUAUCGGCAGCCAGAGCUGGCAGAGUUGGCAGACGUGGAUUUCUGAAUGUAAAAGGCAGGCUUUAAAGUUCACGCUCCUGGAUGGGUCCAGGCUGAACACAAUGCCAAAAGGCUCUUGAGCCUGUUUGAGUGCUGUUGCUUUUUGUAUUGAAACCGCCUUUACCAAUAGAGUCUAAUGUAUGCCAGCACUAAUGUUUGACUGCACAUGUCAAAAUGUUUCGCUUGCAAGGAAAACCAGAAACCUUACCCGGGCAUGCACUGGAUGGUGAUGGAUAUAAUAAAAGCUGCUGCUCAGUCUUGUGGCGUGGGGUUUAACGGGGUUUGCACAAGCAAAGAAAGUUUAACCUGUGCAGAAGACUCGAGUAACAAGCUUCAGUAUAUUCUGCAGUUUACGGUCGAUUAGGAUCGUUCAUCAUUUAGGAAGAUGAGGUGCGUAAAACGAGGGCUGCUUCAUGCUUGGUUGUUGGAGUUUGAAAAGAAAGCAACACUGUUUAGAAGAAAAUCUCACGAAUUGAACCAAGGAACGCUUUAACGAGCAGCUAAAGUCCCCCUUGUUUUUUUCCAGAGUACACAACAGCAUUCGAGUGUCUUUUGUACAUAAAUAUCCAGUGUGUGUGUCUGAAUGACAAAGCUGGAAGUUGCUAUUAAUGUGAGACAUUCAGAUGGACCUAAGUAACUAAGUAACCUGCAUGAGAAGAUGGCUGCUACUGGAAUGUUCCACUUUAUAGAGGACGGGGAGGGGUGCACGGAGGAUUCACAGUGAAAGAAGGCCUCAGUUACUCCUCCCUCAUGGAGGAAUACUGUUUCAAACCGAGGCGCCAAGGCGUGGAUCAUCAGCCGCCUCCCCGUUUUAAUCCUCUGCUUGAAAGCACUCUCUUGAUCGUGGCUGCAAGUGCCAAGAAUGCAGAAACACUUGUAUCAAAUCAAUUGUAUUUUUAUUUUCUAUGGAUUUUAUUUUGAAGUGAUAUUUACCACUUUUUUGCUAAUAGAAAGUAUGUACCAUAUGCAAAUAUGCACCACAUUGUAAUAGAAUGAGGGGAAAUGUUUUUAUUUAAUUUCUGUUCUUCUUUUUUGUUUUUCAGAAGGUUGAAUUUGCCAAAGGUUUUUUUUUUCUGCUGUUUUAUUUGGACGCCGUUUGUCUUUCAGUGUUUGCAGUGUUACCAAUUCAGUAUUUAGAGGAAUCAUUGAGAGAUCAAGCCUGCGUGCCAUCUAAUCGAGCAAUAAAAAAAACAAACACGUACAAAACAAAAGAGACAAACAUGAAUACGACAAAGUAUACAGACGGAGGAAUCAAAAGGUUAAAAAUGCUGCAUUCUUAUUCUAUCCCUCAUGCUGUAAUGGUGAUGGAUGGUGGCUGUCUGUGAUGCUCUAACUGUUGGUAACAUCACUACUGGCAGGUCGAGGCCUGUAAAGGCGUGACUGUAAAGUGAUUUUUUUCUUCUUUCUAUUAGCAGAUUGUGUUUUUACUAAACUUGAAAAUGAGCUGUAUUGUUUACGAGGAUCUACCACUGCAUGUAACGCAUUGUGCAGAUUGGAGCCCAUGGAGAGGUGACCACUGGAGCUUUGAGCUGACUGUAAUGAGUGAUGUCCACCGCCACCUGAAAGCUGUUCCACAUUCAGACCUCUCUGUCUGGUCGGCCUCAAAAUCUCAACCGAGUCUCGUAUUAAUGCACUGAAUAAUACUGCAGACAGUAGCAACGUAAGCGACACAUUAACUGAAAUGCUGCAAGGAGUUCACACUAACUAAGCUUUUGUGAUUUUUUUCUUUGUUGAGAACAAAAAAAAAAAAAGAUGGAAGGAAUUCACUUUUUUUAAUACCAUUUUAAUACGUGUAAAGCUGUAAAGUGUAUUUUACUGUAAAUAGCAUCUGGGGGAUAUUUUAUUGAUACUGAUUGUUUUGUAACAAAUUCUAUUAAAGAUUAACUUAUUUUAAGAUGUUUACAUGAAACAUACUUAAAAAAAAAAAGACAACUGCAAACAAAACUGAGACAAUACUAACAAUUCUAUCAAUUCCACAGAAUAAAUAAAAACAACAUCAGGGCAAGAACAGCUUUCAGAGUGAGUGACAUCAUCUCAGCAAUGAAAAUAUAACAGGGGGCUUGUAGGUUUGAGAAAUAAAUUAAUUAGAGAUCUCCAAUUAAAAGAAUGCAAUCCAGCAUUCUGCAGAAACAUCCCACAAUGAGUGGAACUUCUGUUAGUUACUGAGCAUGUAUUGCUAACAAGCCCCCUUUCAAAUAAUACAGCGAUGCUGUUAACAGGAAGCUUUCAGCACUUCUGUUCAGUCACAAGCUGCCUGUAGCUGUAGAAACAAGCCCACAUAAAUCAGAGCAGGGAAAUGAUAUGCAACCACGCAGCGAGCUGGGUCAACUGGAACGUGGGCACGGGACGAGUGCGGUUCUGUGGGGUCUGUGUGUGUAUGGGGGAGUGGGAGGUGGGUGGUGAAUAAUACGCUAGUAAGCAAGCUACGUAGGGGGUAAACCGGGGGAGGGUAGAACGAAUGGCUUUAGGACGCGCCGGGCCAGGCCUCGCUGAAGCUGUGAUCACCUGGAUCUUAUGGGAUCUGUAAUCAUGAAGAUGCCUCAGUUCCUUUAGAUGUUCUCAUUCUUUCUGAUGUUUUUGUUUGUCGUUUUUUUUUUAAACUGCUGUAAAUUUCUUUCUUUCUUCUUUUCUUUCUCUUGACCUGGUCUCUUUCUUUUGCUUAACAAAUGGGAACAUUGUAAAGAUGUAAAGAAAAGAGUUCCUGCAUUAUGAAAGAAAUGGAUGUACAUAAUGUAUUAAUUAAACAAACAAUUCAUAAAGCUUG
Messenger RNA from Astyanax mexicanus (Mexican tetra), 8290 nucleotides. It is a transcript of the gene aspnat, whose product is annotated as N-acetyltransferase 8-like. The coding region runs from base 1439 to 2266 and encodes 275 amino acids. Gene Ontology annotation, cellular component: mitochondrial membrane. The record is from RefSeq and is a predicted model, not a curated record. The transcript is spliced from 3 exons. NCBI's taxonomy places the organism in Eukaryota, Metazoa, Chordata, Actinopteri, Characiformes, Acestrorhamphidae. Gene Ontology annotation, molecular function: L-aspartate N-acetyltransferase activity.